Molecule: messenger RNA, 192 nt
Organism: Clunio marinus
Lineage: Eukaryota; Metazoa; Arthropoda; Insecta; Diptera; Chironomidae
Source: the annotation of a GenBank genome assembly
AUGACUAAUAAGCACAUAGCCAGUGACUUCUCGAAUGUGUUGCAAGAAGCUCAAGUCAUAGGAAUUGUUGUGAAUCCAAGUGAUCUCAAGGUUGCCAUCAACCAUUUUUAUCUUAUUUUUCAAGUAAGAGAAAGAGAGAAAAGAAAACAACAUUUAGGUUCCCUUCUUGUGCAAGAAUUCAAGUUACCAUGA